AUAUUUGAUUUUAGCAACAGACAAUAGAAUAAUAAAAGUAUUGCAAACAUAACUGUUUAAUCCAAAGAAUAUUUAUAAAGCAAGUAGUUAAAGCAAAAUUACACCAUAAUUUCCAAAUUAACCCUGGUUUACGGUACUAAAUUUAGAGGAUAACUUUUGAUAAAAGUAUGGGUGACUCAGCAGGAAAAGUAAUUGUAUGCAAGGCAGCAGUAGCAUGGGCGCCAAAUGAAGCAUUAAAAAUUGAAGAGAUUGAAGUAGACCCGCCUAAAUCUGGAGAAGUUCGUAUUAAAAUCAUUGCUACUGGUGUUUGUCAUACUGAUGCUUAUACUUUGAGUGGAGCUGAUCCUGAAGGUGUUUUUCCAGUAAUACUUGGACAUGAAGGUGGUGGUAUUGUUGAAAGUGUUGGUGACAAUGUUACAUCAGUAAAACCAGGUGAUCAUGUUAUUCCAUUGUACAUUCCACAAUGUUAUAACUGUAAAUUUUGCAAAUCUACAAAAACUAAUCUCUGCAGUACAGUUAGAGCAACACAAGGGAAAGGUUUGAUGCCUGAUGGUACAAGUAGAUUUCGUUGUAAUGGAAAAGAAAUUUACCAUUUUAUGGGCUCAAGCACUUUUACAGAAUAUACUGUUUGUGCUGAAAUUUCUGUGGUGAAAAUAAAUGAGUCAGCUCCAUUGGAUAAAGUUUGUUUACUAGGAUGUGGAAUAUCUACGGGUUAUGGUGCUGCAAUAAAUACUGCUAAGGUUGAACAUGGUUCAACUUGUGCUAUUUGGGGUGUAGGAUGUGUUGGUUUGGCGACUAUAAUGGCUUGUAAGGAACUUGGAGCUUCAAAAAUAUUUGCUAUUGAUAUAAAUGGUGAAAAAGAAAAAGUUGCUAAAGAAUUUGGAGCAACUGAUUUUAUAAAUCCCAAUAACUUAACAAAACCUUUACAGGAGGUAUUAUGUGAACUUACAGAUGGUGGAUUAGAUUAUACCUUUGAAUGUGUUGGUAAUGUAAAUACUAUGCGUGCUGCUUUAGAGUGUUGCCACAAAGGUUGGGGUGUUUCAACGAUUAUAGGUGUUGCAGCUUCUGGUCAAGAAAUUAGUACUAGACCUUUUCAGUUGGUUACUGGGCGUGUUUGGAAAGGCUCAGCAUUUGGAGGAUGGAAAAGUAAAGACAGUGUUCCAGUUCUUGUUGACAAAUAUAUGUCUAAAGAAUUAAAAAUUGAUGAGUUUAUAACCCAUCAUUUUAAAUUAGAACAAGUCAAUGAUGCAUUUACAGCUAUGAAAGAUGGAUAUUGCAUUCGCUCAAUAAUCAACAUGUAAUUUAUCUCUGGUGUCGAUUGUGUAAACGCGUUUUAUGGAACUGCAUAAAUUACUUGACGAGCUCUGUUUUUCAUUUCAUCUUCUUAAUGUCUCAGUGUUUUCAAUUCAUCUUUUUGGUUAUUUCCAAGGUUUGAUCUUGUCGGAUAAAAAUCAUUUUUUAGAAACUAGUUAUUGUGUUGCUGUUUGUGUAAAGCAAUUAAUUUUUAUUUUAUUUUAUGUUAAGUUGAAGAAUAUAAUUUUUUCUAA
Hydra vulgaris (swiftwater hydra) is the source of this 1547-nucleotide messenger RNA. Its product is annotated as alcohol dehydrogenase class-3. Gene Ontology annotation, cellular component: cytosol. Gene Ontology annotation, molecular function: zinc ion binding; S-(hydroxymethyl)glutathione dehydrogenase [NAD(P)+] activity. Lineage: Eukaryota; Metazoa; Cnidaria; Hydrozoa; Anthoathecata; Hydridae. The record is from RefSeq and is a predicted model, not a curated record. Gene Ontology annotation, biological process: formaldehyde catabolic process.